CUUUCUUUGCAGCAGCCUCUCUGCUCAAUUGCUCAUUGCUGAAAUCUUCAUCUCAUCCCUGAAGAACCCAGCUGCAAAACCUCAAAGACUCAGUGAGUUAGCGAGUGAGUGAGGGAAUGGACUCAACGAGUCUCAAGACCCUGAACGUUAUAACGCCUUUGCAUACUCAUUUUCGUUCAAAAGUCUCUCUCUUUCGCUCUCUCAGCAUCACUAAAUUCAAGCACAGCUUCUCCUCCUCCUCUCUUCGCUUCUCGACUCUCUGCUCUCUGCCUGAAAGAGAGAAUGAAGUGUCACUGCCACAUAGUGUUGGUCAAGCUGUUAAUAAUGUCUCCGCAAAUAAGUUUCUUCAAGUUGUUCUAGUCUCCCCUCAGAUUCCUGGAAAUACAGGUUGCAUUGCGAGAACAUGUGCAGCAUCAGCUGUUGGGCUACACCUAGUUGGGCCAUUAGGAUUUCAAGUGGAUGAUACAAAAUUGAAGCGUGCUGGAUUGGACUACUGGCCAUACGUUGUUGUUAAAGUUCAUAGUUCAUGGGCAGAGUUUCGAGAGUAUUUCAAGCAACAGGAAGGGAAAAAGCGGUUGCUGGCAUUUACUAAAAGAGGAACGGCGACACAUUCAGAAUUCUCCUACCGGAAAGGCGAUUAUCUCAUAUUUGGCUCAGAAACCUGUGGUCUACCCCCUGAAGCAUUACAAGACUGCAAAAGCAAAACCUUUGGUGGUGGGACUAUUCGGAUUCCAAUGGUUGAAACUUACGUUAGAUGUUUGAAUCUCUCCGUCAGUGUUGGCAUUGCUUUGUAUGAAGCUGCUAGACAGCUAAACUAUGAGCAGCUUAAAAUUCCAUCUGAAACUUCUAUCGACGGAGAACAAUCAUUUAUCACUGAAGACAUUUUUGCCUAAUUUCAAUUGUUUUAAUAGGUCUAGCAAAAGGUAGUAUACCAUUUACAACACUAAUAAUUAUAUGAUUGUUUUA
Messenger RNA from Pistacia vera, 966 nucleotides. Its product is annotated as putative tRNA (cytidine(34)-2'-O)-methyltransferase. The coding region runs from base 117 to 893 and encodes 258 amino acids. NCBI's taxonomy places the organism in Eukaryota, Viridiplantae, Streptophyta, Magnoliopsida, Sapindales, Anacardiaceae. Gene Ontology annotation, molecular function: RNA methyltransferase activity; RNA binding. Gene Ontology annotation, biological process: wobble position uridine ribose methylation; wobble position cytosine ribose methylation. The record is from RefSeq and is a predicted model, not a curated record. The transcript is spliced from 7 exons.